GUAUUGGAACCUCUGACCGGAAUAUAAUAUAAACGUAGAAAUGUUUUUGGAAGUCCUGUUCGCUGCUCCACUUGUGAUUUUCAUUUUUCGCAAGUUAUGGGCUCAUUUGAAUAGGACCUAUUUCAUCCUGAGUCUUUGCAAACGAAUUCGAACAGAAGACGGUAGUUUGUUGGAAAGUAAAAUUUACGUAGCGCCGAGCAAAACCCGAUUUGGAAACAACUUUGACCUCGUAAACUUUACAUCUGAAAGCAUAUUUAACUUCAUGAGAGAUGCAUCUGCAAAAGCGAAAGGUCGAAACUAUCUAUGGUAUUUUUUCCAUGCACCCAUGUAUAAUAUUGUUCGGGCCGAGGAAGCCGAGGAGAUAUUGCAAAGUUCCAAGCUUAUUACCAAAAAUAUGAUCUACGAGCUUUUGAAACCGUUUUUGGGCGAAGGACUGCUGAUUAGCACAGAUCAGAAAUGGCACUCUAGAAGAAAAGCCCUGACUCCUGCUUUUCACUUUAAGGUGCUGCAAUCUUUUCUGAUCAUAUUCAAAGAAGAGUGCAAUAAACUUGUGAAAGUCCUGCAUCAAAGUGUGAAUAUGGAGUUGGAGCUCAAUCAGGUUAUUCCUCAGUUUACGCUAAACAAUGUUUGCGAAACCGCACUGGGAGUAAAACUUGAUGACUUGUCGGAGGGUAUUCGAUAUCGCCAGUCGAUUCACGCCAUUGAAGAAGUUAUGCAGCAGCGCUUAUGCAAUCCGUUCUUCUAUAACAUUGUGUAUUUCUUUCUAUUCGGCGACUAUCGAAAGCAGGUGAAUAAUUUGAAGAUAGCCCACGAGUUUUCCAGUAACAUCAUAGAGAAAAGGAGGAGCCUCUUCAAAAGCAACCAGCUUGGUCAAGAGGAUGAAUUUGGCAAGAAGCAGCGAUACGCCAUGCUUGAUACCCUGUUAGCAGCCGAAGCAGAUGGUCAGAUCGAUCAUCAGGGUAUCUGCGAUGAGGUCAAUACCUUUAUGUUCGAGGGAUACGAUACUACGUCCACCUGUCUAAUAUUUACCCUAUUGAUGCUGGCACUCCACGAGGAUGUCCAGAAGAAGUGCUAUGAGGAGAUCAAAUACCUUCCCGAUGAUAGCGACGAUAUCAGUGUGUUUCAGUUUAAUGAACUGGUCUAUAUGGAAUGUGUGAUCAAGGAAUCUCUUCGCUUGUUUCCCUCGGUGCCUUUCAUUGGACGUCGGUGCGUGGAGGAGGGUGUGGUCAACGGUUUAAUCAUGCCCAAGAACACCCAAAUCAACAUUCACCUUUACGAAAUCAUGAGGGAUGCCCGACACUUUUCAAACCCAAAAAUGUUUCAACCGGAUCGAUUCUUUCCGGAGAACACAGUGAAUCGUCAUCCCUUCGCUUUUGUGCCAUUUAGUGCGGGACAAAGGAAUUGCAUUGGUCAAAAGUUUGCUAUCCUAGAGAUUAAAGUUCUUCUGGCUGCGGUCAUCAGGAAUUUUAAAAUAUUACCUGUUACUCUUCUCGAUGAUCUUACUUUUGAAAAUGGAAUUGUGCUGCGAACGAAGCAAAAUAUUAAAGUUAAACUGGUGCAUAGGGAAAAUAAAUAAGCCAAUAAGCUUGUUUAUAGAGCAUGUCUACUUUUAUAAAUUCAAUGGCGUCGUAGUAUCCAAACCAAACAGAUUUUAUUAUAACAGAACGUCAAAACACAAUUUCUAGAAAUAAACAACCAUUAGAAAUUCC
Molecule: messenger RNA, 1709 nt
Organism: Drosophila melanogaster (fruit fly)
Lineage: Eukaryota; Metazoa; Arthropoda; Insecta; Diptera; Drosophilidae
Gene: Cyp4ac2
Product: cytochrome P450 4ac2
Exons: 5
Coding region: 41-1576 (511 amino acids)
Cellular component (GO): endoplasmic reticulum membrane
Molecular function (GO): oxidoreductase activity, acting on paired donors, with incorporation or reduction of molecular oxygen; monooxygenase activity; iron ion binding
Source: RefSeq, marked reviewed